AUGAAAAAGUUGAAACGAUUAUUUUCAUGUUAUGUAAAUGCUCUGGAUCUUCUAGGAGCGGAAAGUAUGCUUGUCAUUUCUAUCCUCAUUAUCAUCAUCAUUAACACUGUUAUCACUGCGGUAUCAUCAAUAUCAUCGACAUUAUCCCGAAUAAUGACUAUUAUUUGUAUGGUCCGUACAACAUUCCUUUUGCUUAUUUCCUACUAUAUUUUAAUUAUUCCGGGCCAAGCUGUGCUAUCAUACGAACCACAAAUAAGUUAUUUCGAUGGUGCAAGCUACUUAGAUAACUGUAAGUCUAAACUAGAGCGACGUGUAACUGCUCUGUCUGGUUUACUGAUAUCACAUCAACUAUAUGGAAGCAUUCCGUAUAAUGCAUCCAAGAAUUGCUUUCUGUUGAUAACGGCACCAUCUGGUUAUCGUAUACGCUUACGUGUGCUUGAUUUCAAUGUGCUCGGUGAUGCUCAUAACUGUGAUAAGGAUACACUCCAUGUUUUUGAUCAUGAAAAACCAAUUGAUCCGCAAACUUUACGAGAUGCGACCCAAGAAGACACUUCGCCCGGACCCAUACUUGGUCAGUUUUGCGGCACCAUUCGAAAUGCUAGUGAAUUGGCCGUUUCAACAGAGAAUGCAUUAACGCUUUGGUGGCAUACGGAUGCCGAAUUACCAUUUCGUCAUAAUGGUGAAGGAUUUCGAUUACUGUGGUCCGCAUUUCGGAAAUCAAAUAUUGCACCGUGUAAUGCCCAGAGGGAAUUCACAUGCAAGAAUCAAGAAUGUAUUGCUGCAGAACUUGCGUGCAAUCGAUAUCCAGACUGCAAAGACGAAUCCGACUUAAUACGCGAACUGCAAAUUGCUCACAAAUGCGAUUUUUUGACUAAUGAUCCAUUGGGUUCAUUAACCGGUUUGACGCUCUUACUUAUCAGUAUGGCUGCUGUAAGUUUAUCCGCAUGUCUAUGCAUAUGUGCAUGCAUAUGCUGCAAAUGUAUGAAAACCUCGGAUAAAGCCUGCCCUACUACAACUACAGAAUUACCCAUUGAACGAACACCAUGUUGUACUGCAACAGAUACCGCUGGAUUGCAACAACCAACAUCUCCUGGAUUUUUUUAUCCACCGUCUCCAUCAGUUAUGCCACCACUAGUGGGAAAAAAAAUUCAACAAAAGACUGCUAUGAAUGGGUGGAACUGGAUAUCGGACGCAACCAUAGAUCAGAUAUAUGAGCCAUUGAAUGUUCUCGCAGGUCAACUGUCGGGUGGUCUGGAUUGCGAACACCCGUUAGCAGUUUCUGUAAUUAAAAACUUACUGAAACUCCAGAAACGUAUGCUUGUCGUUUCGGGACGAGAUCUUAUCAAUCAAUUGCACCGCCGUGACAGCUUCACAAAUAAGCAAGGAGCACCAUAUUCACACUUACUUCUUGCUUCAUCCAAUGAGUACGGUAGUACACCAGUGCAAAAAAAUAGCGAUUACACGUACGUAAAGAAUGAAUCACGACACCUACUGAUGUAUUAA
Messenger RNA from Cercopithifilaria johnstoni, 1503 nucleotides. NCBI's taxonomy places the organism in Eukaryota, Metazoa, Nematoda, Chromadorea, Rhabditida, Onchocercidae. The record is from the annotation of a GenBank genome assembly.